ACAUAGAGCUCCGCCGACUCUCAGUUUGCAUCCUCCUCUCUGCUCUCUCGCUCUGAGCUCCCUCUGUCUCUCUCCUCCUCUCUGCAUCAGCUGGGUGCUCUCUCCCGUCAACCUUGUGAGGCGAAAAAACAUCUGCAACAGCUUUUCACCUAAAGCAAUACAAACUUUUUUAUAUUCCUCCGAAGACUGCGAGACAACUGAGACCUAACUGUCACCAUGGAGGCCAUCAAGAAGAAGAUGCAAAUGCUGAAGUUGGACAAGGAGAACGCCCUCGACAGGGCAGAACAGGCCGAGUCCGACCAGAAGGCGGCGGAGGAUAAAUGCAAGCUGCUGGAGGAUGAGCUGCUCGCUAUGCAGAAGAAGCUGAAGGGAACAGAGGACGAGCUUGACAAGUACUCGGAGGCCCUGAAGGAUGCUCAGGAGAAACUGGAACUGUCGGAGAAGAAGGCAACAGAUGCGGAGAUCGAUGUGGCAUCUUUGAACCGCAGGAUCCAGCUGGUGGAGGAGGAGUUGGACCGCGCUCAGGAGCGACUGGCCACAGCCCUGCAGAAACUGGAGGAGGCUGAAAAGUCUGCGGAUGAGAGUGAGAGAGGCAUGAAGGUGAUUGAGAACAGGGCAAUGAAAGAUGAGGAGAAGAUGGAGAUCCAGGAGAUGCAGCUCAAAGAAGCGAAACACAUCGCUGAGGAGGCGGACCGCAAAUACGAGGAGGUUGCCCGUAAACUGGUCAUCCUUGAGGGUGAGCUGGAGAGAGCAGAAGAGAGGGCAGAAAUUGCAGAACUCAAGUGUGCUGACCUGGAAGAAGAGCUGAAGAACGUCACCAACAACCUCAAGUCGCUAGAGGCUCAGUCUGAUAAGUACUCUGAGAAAGAAGACAAAUACGAGGAGGAGAUUAAGGUCCUGAAUGACCGACUUAAGGAGGCUGAAACCCGUGCAGAAUUUGCAGAGAGGACAGUGACUAAGCUGGAAAAGAGCAUAGAUGACUUAGAAGACGAACUGUACACUCAGAAGCAGAAAUACAAGGCUAUCAGCGAGGAGCUGGAUCUUGCCCUCAAUGACAUGAACACCUUGUAAACCUUGCUUUAGCUCAUGAUGUUUCCACUUUCAUUUUGUCUCCCCUUGUCUGAUUCGAAGCACUUUCUCUUUUCUUUUCUUUUCUCCCUUCGCUCUCACUGCUCCUUGCUCCUUUUGCAUUAAACUAAAGCUCAAUAAAGAUAUAUAUAUAUCUCUUUUACUCUGUCUUCUAUCAUUUGAGUUCUGCAUGCUUUUCAUCACUCUGAAGCUGCAAUAGCUUUUACAUUUACUGGCCGUCAUGAAAGGUCAAAUGUUUAGGUUAACUUAUUGUGUGUUUCUUUUGGUAUUUCUGCUCUAACCAUAUAUUAAAAGAUCAUCCAUGUUACUAUACUCGUAUGAUCAUUUAAUCUGUUCACU
Molecule: messenger RNA, 1428 nt
Organism: Anoplopoma fimbria (sablefish)
Lineage: Eukaryota; Metazoa; Chordata; Actinopteri; Perciformes; Anoplopomatidae
Product: tropomyosin alpha-1 chain-like
Exons: 9
Coding region: 217-1071 (284 amino acids)
Biological process (GO): actin filament organization; muscle contraction
Cellular component (GO): actin filament
Molecular function (GO): actin filament binding
Source: RefSeq, a predicted model, not a curated record